This is a messenger RNA of Trypanosoma theileri, 363 nucleotides long. RefSeq lists its product as uncharacterized. Bases 1 to 363 code for a protein of 120 amino acids. The transcript has a single exon. The record is from RefSeq and is a predicted model, not a curated record. Lineage: Eukaryota; Euglenozoa; Kinetoplastea; Trypanosomatida; Trypanosomatidae.
AUGCCCUCAAGUAGUGAAGGUUUAAUACAGAAGGAACAGGGUGACACCAUCGCUGCGAUAGCGCAACUAGAAGCGAAUAGUGAGUUGAUGACUCUUUUCUUUCGUCAUAUUGCGGUGUGUCCACCGCAUGGACCAUUUAAGUACUACAGUGCUCUCACUUUUGCCGAGCGUGUGCGUGCGUGGCUUGCUGUCCAUGCUUCUGAUGUAGAUCCACCAAUUAUGGAAGAUCUAACGCCUACAGCAGUUCUGCAUCUCAUGGAGAAGUACUAUAAUACCCAGCAUCUGCGAAGUUGGCCAUUACUUUACGUUCCAGCAGAAAUUCGUUUAAAGGAUGUGGAUGCUCUUAUCAAUGGUCGAAAAUAA